This is a messenger RNA of Salvia hispanica, 942 nucleotides long. The record is from RefSeq and is a predicted model, not a curated record. NCBI's taxonomy places the organism in Eukaryota, Viridiplantae, Streptophyta, Magnoliopsida, Lamiales, Lamiaceae.
AUGACCGAGGUCAAUCUUCGUUCGUGGUCGGAGAUAUCGCAAGCAUCUAAAGGCUUGCAAUUGAAUUCAACUACAGCAACGUUGGAGCAAAUUCUCGCUAGGUUCGCCCGACUCGAGACCCGAUUGGUUGAGCAUGAGCGCAGGGUAGCAGCAACGCUUCCUCCGUUGCAACCCGAACCUGAUCCUCCUGACGCAACCACGUUUGAGCAGUCUCACGCUGCACAACUGCCCCGACAAUCUCUGCAACCACAACCCUCCUACCAGCCGCCUCCAUUAUAUCAACCCGAUCUGGAACCGACAUCACUAUACGGUCACCCGCAAUUCAUCAACGCUGGAUUUGCGACCUACGAACCACCCACCCCGGUGUGUUACCAGAUGCCUCACAGCCAGCCGUCGUACAUGGGUCAGUUUCAACAACCUUCGACUAAUUUGGAAUGGAGUCUACCUGCGCUGUCCCAACCCCCAUACACGACUCACCAUCAGCAACCGCAGCUUCCUCCUCCGAAAACCUACCAGCCGCCGCUGUCGGCGUCUCCAACCACCUGCCAGCAGCCGCCUCUAACAUCAGCCGCUACCACCACCAGCCUACUCCACCAAAACCACCAGUUGCAGCCUCCAAACGUCCACCAGCCGUCGUCUCCAUAUAGCCACCAGCCGCCACCGCCUCCUAACACCCACCAGCCGCCGACGCCGCCCUACGUCCCGCCGCGUCAAACUACGGCUGCACCCAAGGCACAGUGUCACAACUACCCCCAGCCGCCACUACCCUACCUCCAGCAACGUCCCCAAUCCUACCGGCAGCCACCGGUAACAGCAGCUGCCGCUGUAAGCCUACCCCACCAAAACUACCAGCCUGAUGGACAGCAGCCUUCACCAGCAAGGCCCCACUCGGCUGGCCACCGCCACCUCCGCAACACUCGUUGUCUGGCUGGUCUCCGCUGA